AUGAUUUCUGCAAAUAUUUUGCUGGCCUUUGGCCUGGUUGCUUUGGACGCUGUGGCUGCGGGUCCUUGUAAGCCUGUUACGACUUCGUUGGCCGUGAGUUCGGGUACCAGUGUUACUGUUGAUUCCACCACUUUAGUUGGAAGCACCGAGACUACCGCCGUCACAGUCACCGAAACCGAGACUGGGACCGCCACGACUGCUACCUCGGAUGCGACGUUGACUUCUGAUCUGACGACUCUUUUGACUGCUACCAGCGACUUUACAACCUUGACCACCGAAGCAGCCACGACAACCACGGAAGAAGCUACUACCACCACCGCCGAGAGACCCGACUCAACCCAAUUCAACAUCUACCCCAACCAAGGCGUCGAAGCCAGCGGCCCCCUCAAAGUGCGAACUAUCCCCGGCGGCUCGGUCUACUUCAACAACCCCAACGCCGACUACACCACGGGCACAUUCGUCGUCAGCGGCCGCGGCAAGCUCGUCAACGGCAACCAGCUCAUGUGCGCAUUCUUCCGAACGGGCCAGCAGUACGGCGACAUUGUUGGCUGCCCACCUUCCGACGAAUCGGAUGCUCGCUACUCGCCCAUUGAUUGUGAGCUUGGCGCUUCGGGACAGCUUGACUGUCAGGUCCAGGGCAAGUUCUGCUACUACAGUCAGGACAUGCUUACGUGUGAUGCGAGGGCGGUGUAUCCUUAUUUCUAUAUUGAGAGCGCUGGGUCUUAUGGGUAUGGGCUUAUUUUGGGACCAAAUGGGCUUAAUCUCACGCCCGUUGAACUUGCGGCUCAGCCUGAGCCAACUGAGCCUUAG
Molecule: messenger RNA, 810 nt
Organism: Fusarium fujikuroi IMI 58289
Lineage: Eukaryota; Fungi; Ascomycota; Sordariomycetes; Hypocreales; Nectriaceae
Exons: 2
Coding region: 1-810 (269 amino acids)
Source: RefSeq, a predicted model, not a curated record